Messenger RNA from Poeciliopsis prolifica (blackstripe livebearer), 1433 nucleotides. RefSeq names its product cholinergic receptor, muscarinic 4b (gene chrm4b). Gene Ontology annotation, biological process: adenylate cyclase-activating adrenergic receptor signaling pathway. Bases 1 to 1278 code for a protein of 425 amino acids. NCBI's taxonomy places the organism in Eukaryota, Metazoa, Chordata, Actinopteri, Cyprinodontiformes, Poeciliidae. The transcript has 2 exons. Gene Ontology annotation, molecular function: G protein-coupled acetylcholine receptor activity. Gene Ontology annotation, cellular component: plasma membrane. The record is from RefSeq and is a predicted model, not a curated record.
AUGCCUGGGCUCACGGUGCCUGUGCCUGCAGGAAGCCUUGCCCGGAUGGCUGACCCCGCCCCCAACGCCUCCGCUUGGCCCCGCCCCUCUGUGAACGCCUCAUCCCAGGAUCCAAUCAGAGCCCACAGCGCCGCCGGGCUGAUCCUGGUUUUCAUGGUAACCGUCUCCCUGAGCAUCCUGACCGUUGUGGGCAACACGCUGGUCAUCCUGUCCAUCAAGGUGAACCGCCAUCUGCGGACCGUCAACAACUACUUCCUGUUGAGCCUCGCGGCCGCCGACCUGUUCAUCGGCCUGCUGUCCAUGAACCUGUACACGAUGUACCGCCUGCGGGGCCGCUGGCCGCUGGGGGCCGCGCUCUGCGACACCUGGCUGGUCCUGGACUACGGGGUGAGCAACGCCUCGGUGCUGAACCUGCUGCUCAUCAGUUUGGACCGCUACCUGUGCACAACAUGGCCGCUCAGCUACCCGCUGCAGCGCACGGGCCGCGUGGCGGGGCUGAUGAUCGGCGGCGCCUGGCUGCUCUCGUUCCUGCUUUGGGCGCCCGCCAUCUUGUGCUGGCAGAGCGUCGGCGGCCGGCGGGUCAUCCCGGACGGACAGUGCUACAUCCACCUGCUGGCCAGCCCGGCCGUCACGCUGACCACCACGCUGACGUCCUUCUACCUGCCGGCGCUCGUCAUGGUCGGAUUGUACAUCCGGUUGUCGGCCGCCAGCCGCCGCAGGCUGACUUGCCUUCAGGCGGAGCUGGGGACGCCCAAGAUGGCGGAGCCGCGGGGGAAACGCUUCACCUGGAAACGACGCAGCUGGAUGACCAGGAACCGGGGCUCGGAUCUGACUCUGAACCAGCAGGGGAGUCCGGCCAACAGCUGCAAAGGCCUGCAGCCGCUCUCCAGAACCUCCUCAUGUGCAGCGGGAGACGAAGACGCCUUAUCGAUCACCGACCUCCAUAGCUCGGCCUCCGCGGCGCUGUCCUCCUGUCCCAGCUUCCGGUCCCAGGAGCGCAGGAGGCGGCGGGUGAUGGCGCGGGAGAGGAGGCUGACCAACACCGUCCUCGCCAUCUUGCUGGCCUUCAUCAUCACCUGGACGCCCUACAACGUCAUGGCGGUCAUCGCCGCCUUUCGUCACAUCCGAAUCCCCGACGCUCUGUGGACUAUGGGCUACUGGCUGUGCUACGUCAACAGCACCAUCAACCCCUGCUGCUACUCGCUGUGCAACGUCACCUUCCGGAAGACCUUCUGCUGCCUGCUGAGCUGCCGCACCUGGAAGCUGCACCAGCGCUGACACAGGUGAAACAGGAUCCAGGUGUUUACCAUGGCGCACUAGUAGAUAGAAGAUGGAGUUAACUUCUGCUAAAUGACUCAGAAAAUGUCAGAGUCUAAAACUUUCUUCUUUCAAAACUCUAGAAAAUUUCUCUGAGCUUAAUCUCAAAAUUUCAG